Molecule: messenger RNA, 705 nt
Organism: Setaria italica (foxtail millet)
Lineage: Eukaryota; Viridiplantae; Streptophyta; Magnoliopsida; Poales; Poaceae
Exons: 2
Coding region: 1-354 (117 amino acids)
Source: RefSeq, a predicted model, not a curated record
AUGUCGGUGCGGAUAAAGGCGGUGGUGGACAAGUUCGUGAAGGAGCUCAAGGAGGCGCUGGACGCGGACAUCCAGGACCGCAUCAUGAAGGAGCGGGAGAUGCAGAGCUACAUCGCGGAGCGCGAGCGCGAGGUCGCCGAGCGGGAGGCCGCGUGGAAGGCUGAGCUCUCCCGCCGCGAGGCUGAAAUCGUGCGGCAAGAAGCAAGGCUGAAGAUCGAGAGGGAGAACCUGGAGAAAGAGAAGAGCGUCCUCAUGGGAACGGCCUCGAACCAGGACAACCAAGAUGGAGCCCUGGAGAUCACAGUCAGCGGCGAGAAGUACAGGUGCCUCCGGUUCUCCAAGGCAAAGAAAUGAGAGCCGAGCUGAGCUAGGACGACACUACUGAACUAGUCACUACUGAUAGUACUACGCUCGCUGGAACCAAUUUGAAGCCGUAGCAUCUUAUUUACAAACUGGAACUGUACGAGAAAUUCGGAGAUGUCCCUGAACGAGUAACGGGAAGGAAUCCCUCUCGUCUGGGAUGGCCUGGUUGGUUGGUACCAGCCGGUACUCAGUUCUCACUGCAUCCCUCCUGUUCCUAAUUGAUAGGAUCAUUGAACCAAAGGCAACCUGAACAUGAUGCGGUCCAGUGCAGGCCAAAUCAAGCGUCCUGGGUCACUGUAGCACGAAUCUCUGAAUUAAUAACCCUCUCUUUUUCACCCUUAA